This is a messenger RNA of Drosophila montana, 892 nucleotides long. RefSeq names its product circumsporozoite protein-like. Bases 39 to 689 code for a protein of 216 amino acids. NCBI's taxonomy places the organism in Eukaryota, Metazoa, Arthropoda, Insecta, Diptera, Drosophilidae. The transcript has a single exon. The record is from RefSeq and is a predicted model, not a curated record.
GAAAUCCUACAUAGUUGAACAGGAACUAAAGGUGAAAUAUGAAGACUACACUGAUUUUCUUGAUCGUGCUUGGAGUGGCGGCCACAGCAUAUGCUGCGGCUGCUGGUCAACCAGCAUAUGCGAAUGCCUAUGAUCCAGCACCAGAAUAUGCCUACGAUCCAGCACCACCUACAAAAGAUCCACUGGUAGCUGCUGCAAAUGAUCCAGCACCAACUGCAUAUGAUCCAGCACCACAAUAUGCCAACGAUCCAGCACCACCUACAAAAGAUCCAGUGGUAGCUGUUGCAAAAGAUCCAGCACCACCUGCAUAUGAUCCAGCGCAGGUAUAUGCCUACGAUCCAGCACCACCUACAAAAGAGCCAUUGGUAGCUGCUGCAAAAGAUCCAGCACCACCUGCAUAUGAUCCAGCGCAACAAUAUGCCAACGAUCCAGCACCACCGUCAACAGCUCCAGUGGUAGCUGCUGCAAAAGAUCCAGCACCAUCUGCAUAUGAUCCAGCGCCACAAUAUGCCUACGAUCCAGCACCACCGUCAACAGCUCCAGUGGUAGCUGCUGCAAAAGAUCCAGCACCACCUGCAUAUGAUCCAGCGCCACAAUAUGCCUACGAUCCAGCACCACCUGCAAAAGAACCGGUCGUAGCUCCUGCAAAAGAUCCAGCACCACAAACUGCAAAUGAGCCAGUUGCUUAGGAUCAACCUAGCUCCUUCUGAAAUGUUCUCAGCAGAUAACUUUGCUGUGAGAAGGCCGUGUCUGAUUGUGAAAAGUACAGCCAUCUAAGCGUAUUCCCGUAGUCACCUCGGAUUCUGUCAAAUAUAGUUUACCAAAAAAAAAAAAUGUAACCUUUAACUAAUAUACCUGCAUCAACGGUACUUGUUGAUGGGUUAUGCCUCAA